AACCAGAAGCGACCGUGUUUCUUCUUCGACACUCAAGGUAUUUCUUCUUCGUGGGAGGAGGCCUCCAAUCGUCGCGUAGUGCCACGUUGAUGGAGCCCAGUGGGGACGUGGAAAGCCGAGUCGACAGCGAGCUCAGCGGGUACCGGUAGCUACGACUAGCCGCUGUCUUGUCCUACGUCGCGGGGCGUUCGUCGUUGAAACACCAGCGUCAAGAGAAAAGGGAGAGGCGCGAAACCGCUGCUUCUUUAUUCAUUUUGUGCCUGCGCGUGUAUGUGACACGGAGAAAAGACCAAAGUGAAACCAGGAUGAAACUGAAAGAGAUCAACCGUACUGCCAUCCAGAGCUGGAGUCCGGCUCAGCAGCACCCGAUCUACCUGGCAACCGGCACGUCGGCGCAGCAGCUGGAUGCCUCCUUCAGCACCAACGCCUCCCUGGAGCUCUUUGAGCUGGACUUGUCCGACCCAUCCCUGGACAUGAAGUCAUGUGGCAGCUUCUCUUCGUCUCACAGGUACCACAAGCUGGUCUGGGGUCCCUGCGGAGCAGACGCCCGGGGUCACCCGGCCGGCUUGGUCAUCGCCGGGGGCGAGAACGGCAACGUCAUCCUGUACGACGCCGCCAAGAUCAUGGCCGGCGAGAGCGACAACGCGGUGGUGGCCGAGAGCGACCGGCACACGGGCGCCGUGAGAGGACUUGAUGUCAAUCCCUUCCAGACCAACCUCUUUGCAUCUGGCGCAAAUGAGUCCGAAAUUUACAUCUGGGAUCUAAACAACUUUGAGUCCCCCAUGACGCCAGGACCCAAAACACAGCCAGCCGAGGACAUUGGCUGCCUGUCGUGGAACCGGCAGGUCCAGCACAUCCUGGCCUCGGCCAGCCCGAGCGGUCGCGCCUCCGUGUGGGACCUCCGCAAGAAUGAUCUCAUUAUUAAAGUCAGCGACCACAGCAACAGAAUGCAUUGCUCCGGGCUGGCAUGGAACCCAGAGGUGGCCACCCAGCUGGUCCUGGCCUCCGAGGACGACCGCAUGCCCGUCAUUCAGAUGUGGGAUUUACGAUUCGCUACCUCCCCGCUCCGGAUUCUGGAGAAUCACACCAGAGGCGUCCUCGCCAUCGCCUGGAGUGCGGCCGAUCCUGAGUUGCUCCUCAGCUGCGGCAAAGACAGCAGGAUCCUGUGCUGGAACCCAAACACGGGCGAGGUGCUGUACGAGCUGCCCGUCGGCAGCCAGUGGUGCUUUGACGUGCAGUGGUGCCCCAGGAACCCGGCGGUGCUUUCGGCCGCCCGCUUCGACGGACACAUCGACGUCUACUCCAUCAUGGGCGGCGGCAGCCUGGCACAGAGCCAGAGGCACGCCGACCAGAUCAAUAACUCCUUCGGCAACGUGGAUCCUUUUGGGACGGGACAAACGUUGCCCCCGCUGCAGCUACCUCAGACCACCACUCCCGCUGCUAGUGUCAACCCCUUGAAGAAGCCCCCCAAGUGGAUUCGCAGGCCCGUUGGGGCGUCGUUUGCCUUUGGCGGAAAGCUAGUAUCCCUGGAGAACGGUCCGGUAAAUGGGCAGGAGCCCGGUGGCCCCCGCCUGGUUCACGUCAGCCAGGUGGUGACCGAGACGACCUUCUUGACGCGGUCGGAACAGCUGCAGGCUGUGCUGAGCGCCGGCACCUUCCAGGAAUUCUGCCAGGAGAAGAUCCAAGCGGCUCAGGAUCAGUUUGAGAAAACUGUCUGGUCUUUCCUCAAGGCCAACUUUGAAAGUGACAUCCGCAGUAAAUUCUUGGAGCUUCUGGGCUUCAACAAAGAGGAGCUCGCUGAAAAGCAGCAGGAGCAGGAACAGGAAGAGGAAGAGGAGGCUCCUUCGCAGGGAGUCGACCUCAGCAUCAGUAAAGACACGGACGGUCUGAUCACGCAGGCCCUUCUCACGGGCAACUUUGAGGUGGCCGUGGAGCUCUGCCUCCUUGAUGGCCGCAUGGCCGACGGCAUCAUUCUCGCCAUUGCCGGUGGCGACGACCUCCUGGAGAAGACGCAGAGGAAGUAUUUCCACAAGACGCGUGGCAAAAUCACCAAGCUGAUUAGCGCCGUGGUGACCAAGGACUGGCGUGACGUGGUGACCGCAUGCAACCUGCACAACUGGAAGGAGGCGCUGGCGGCCGUCAUGACCUACGCCAAACCCGACGAGUUCUCUUCGCUGUGCGACCUCCUCGGCGUCCGUCUGGAGGCGUCGGGCGAAGCCGCUCUGCGCGCUCACGCCUGUCUGUGCUACAUCUGCGCCGGCAACGUGGACAAACUGGUGGCCUGCUGGAAAACGGCCGGCCGGCGACACUGCCCGCUGGCCCUGCAGGACCUGGUGGAGAAAGUGGUGGUGCUGCGGCGCGCUGUGGAGCAGACGCAACGCUCGGCUCCCGCCGUCGGCGUGGGCUCCCCGCUGGCUGAGGAGUUGGCUCGCUACGCUGGGCUUCUGGCCUCGCAGGGCAGCCUGUCCAGCGCCGUCAGCUACCUGCCCGACGGCAGCGGGCAGGGGGCCUUGAAGGAGCUCCGUGAGCGCCUCAGUCGGGCUCUGGGUCAGCAGGUGGCUCCGGUCCAGACCUCCAGAGUUCAGCCUCAGCACCCGAGGCCUCACCUCCGCCAGGCCUUCAUCCCGGUCCAGCCUGCCACCCCCAUGGCACCCGUACAGAUGCAGGCACCCGCCUCCGCCCCGUCCCAGCAGCAGUAUUACCAGCCCGUGAGGUCUGCCUCCACCGUCACCUCGUGGAGUAACCAGACGCCAACGGCGCUGCCCAACGUCACAUCUCCUCUGCAAAUGGGUCCUGCCUCUGAGCAGCAGCAGCAGGCUCAAGCGCCGAAGUCCGCGUAUGGAGUGCCGCCGUCCGGCUCGUCCGCCGCGGCCUCCGCCGGCCCCGCCUACAUGUACUCCCAGCAAUACCAGCCCCAACUCCAGGUACAGCACUUCCCUCCUGGAGCCCGUCAGCCUCUUCACUACUCUGAGCCCCCUUACCCUCCUCAGCCCCCCGGCUUCCUCGCCCGGUGCCUGCCCGACUCUCCUUCCUCUUUUCCUCCUUUGUUUCCCACCUCCUCCUCCUCUUCCGGAGCGUCUUUCCAGCAUGGCGUGCCGGGCUCUCCUGGGUCGUCUGCGCCGCAGCUUCCACCCGGCGCAGUCUCAGGUACAAAGUUUGAGCUUGAGCAGACACUCGACCCCGACGGAACAGGGCCCCAGAACGGUUGGAAUGACCCGCCAUCUCUUAGCAGGGCAUCCAAGAAGAAGAUCCCGGAGAACUACACCCCACCCGCCCCAAUCACCGCGCCCAUCAUGGCUCCUUUGGGUGGGGACUCUCACGCCCAGCCCGUAGCUUCUGGAGCGCCACAGGGCUCCGUCCUCGGUCCUCAAGGGGCGUUCCAGCAGAUCCCGCCGCAGACCCUCAACCCAAGCAUACCCACUGAGGGAGCGCCCGGGGGACCCACGGGCGAUUCCAUCCGGUCGAUCCCCGCCGAGAAGAUCGCCAAGAAGCCCAUCCCAGAGGAGCACCUGGUCCUCAAGACCACCUUCGAGGGCCUGGUCCAGAAGUGCUUGGCCGUUGCUAGCGACCCGCAAACUCGCAGGAAGCUGGAGGAUGCCAACAAGCGUCUGGAGGCGCUCUACGACAAACUGCGGGAAGAGACUCUUUCUCCUGCCAUCGUGGGGGGCCUGCACACCAUGGCGCAACGCGUGGAGGCGCGCGCCUACGCCGAGGGUCUGGGCAUCCACACGCACAUCGUGAGCAGCAGCAACUUCAGCGAGACCUCGGCGUUCAUGCCCGUCCUCAAGGUGGUGCUGACGCAGGCCAACAAGCUGGGUGUUUGAGCCCGCGUGCUACCUUAACCCUCAAUUAAGGGCUAUUCCCCCCCCCCCCCCCCCACUACCAAUCAUGCUGAUUGCUUUUAAAUCGACUUUAUAUGAAGUGAUGCAAUCCAGAUGAAUCAUUUUCAAUGACGAGGAAUGCCAACAGGAAGAAAAAAAGGGAACAUUGUGGGUGUCUCAGUGAGUAGAAUUAGCCUGUUUUCUUUUUAUUAUUUUUUUUAAUCUUCUGUGUUCGCAUUGCCCUUCAAUGUUUUGAUCAGCUUAUCGCACUUUUUGUCCGCCCUCUCCCCCCCCCUUAUUCUUUCACCUCUGCCUUAUUGGACCAAGUUUUAGCGCAGCAAUGCAAUGCCGCAAACGUAUUUUUACCGCUUCACUUUUUCCACAUUUUGUCUUUUAACACCCCCCGCCCCCUUUUUGUAAUCAUUAUGCACACACAAGGCCAAUAAUGAUUUUUAAAAAAUGUUGUCGCUUUUUUAAAAAUGACAUGAUUCUAUUCAA
Hippocampus zosterae (dwarf seahorse) is the source of this 4319-nucleotide messenger RNA. It is a transcript of the gene sec31a, whose product is annotated as SEC31 homolog A, COPII coat complex component. Gene Ontology annotation, molecular function: structural molecule activity; protein binding. The record is from RefSeq and is a predicted model, not a curated record. Lineage: Eukaryota; Metazoa; Chordata; Actinopteri; Syngnathiformes; Syngnathidae. Gene Ontology annotation, biological process: endoplasmic reticulum organization; intracellular protein transport; endoplasmic reticulum to Golgi vesicle-mediated transport. The transcript has 27 exons. Gene Ontology annotation, cellular component: COPII vesicle coat; endoplasmic reticulum exit site. The coding region runs from base 306 to 3824 and encodes 1172 amino acids.